AUGGAGAGCUUCUACACAAGGUUCAGUGCCUGGACACCACUUAGCAACAAGUCAUUAAACAGACAGCUCUUUCAGGAAAGAGUUGCUCUUAUAAGUCAUUGGUUUGACCUCUGGACUAAGAAGCAACAGCAAGAAUUCUUAUUCACGAUACUUUUGCGAUGUACUAAGUCACAAUUAAGGUUUGUCCAGGACCAGUUUUCAGAAAGGAUACAAGUGGCCAAAGUGGAUUUCUCCACGGUGUUACCACGCUUCAUUUCUCUCUACAUCUUUUCCUUUCUGAGCCCAAAAGAUCUGUGUGCAGCCGCACAAGUCAGCUGGCCCUGGAAGUUUUUAACUGAACAGGAUUGUUUAUGGAUGCCCAAAUGCAUCAAGUUUGGAUGGUUUCUGCCCUAUACUGCAACAGAGCACGAAUAUGGCGCUUGGAAGCACCACUACAUUGCUUGUGUGUCCAACUUAGACUGGCUGACGCCUAGGGAAGCCGCUGCUACUUACGGGACCCUGAAUGAACCCAAAGGAGAAGAUGAGGAGCUACAGGCGAGACAAAGAGAAAAGUGCCUAAGGAAAAUAAUCUGGGAGAAAAUUGCACUGCGCAAGAGGGAGUUAUUCCGAGUCCGACCUCCCUGGGUGAGUGGAACAGGCUGCUCUAGAUUUUUCGAAUCCCGAUGCCGUCCACGUCUCCCCGCGACUGUGAGGGAUCGAGUGGGAUUACGUGAAGCUUUGGAGAAGCAGCUUGUGUUGGCAUCCUUAGAAGCUUUGCCCAAGCGAAGUAAUGUUUCUGGAAGACAUUCCUACCCUUUAUUAUCAAAGAAAAAUUGGCGUGGAGUUUUUAAGAAUGAUGACAGCCCUUCACAUGCCUUCCAGACACACUUCAUAUUAAUAUCAUCUCGGAUUCCUGCAUAUGAGAUGGUGGUGGCCAGUGUUAGGGCAGGUGUCACUUCUGUGGUGUACGAACACAGUGGCGUAACCUUGGAGAGCAUGCUGCAGCUCAUAGACAAGGCUCUGGACGGGCAGAAGGCACAGAGUAUGGGAAUAUUUAGCGACGGGGAUAGCCGAGAAAUCAAUUUACUCCAAGGCUAUAAAAUUGGUAUUAAAAAUGUAUUGAAGCCUGACGUGAGAGACUUCUGGGAGAAAUUAGGAAGCUAUGUGGCCCCUGAAGGAGAAGGGGGUCACGUGGACCUCUUUGUGCCCCUUGGAGCAUCAGAGGCAGGCGUGGAAGUUCUCUCUCAGCUGUCUCAGCUAACCGGCACGUUAUUUACUGCCCCCGCUGGGAUCGCAACCGGCUCUUACCAGCACAUUCUUAGUGACUGGCUGGGACAACCACAGGAGAGGGCUCCCCCCUUCAUCUACUUCAGCGAAUCGAAGCUGCUGAUGUGGUCCAGCCUCACCGACUGCCUGGAAGACACCUUGAAGUCAGCGAGGAAACAGUUAAGCCCUCUCUUCAAGGAGCUGCAGAAGCACAUCAGCGGCAGGUUGAUAGGACAGUUUAUGUUUGACACCAUGACUAUGACUAACAUUCUGAAUAACCAAGAAAUUGCACAAGCUCUGGCAGAUGGAUUGACGGAGCUUUCAAAGGAAAAUCCUGAAAGAAACGUUCUGGAAGACAGUCCUCGGCGCGCAAAUCCCAGUCUCGGCAAAAAUGAUCCAAAUUUUGAGUUGCUGGUUCAGUUGGAGAGAAAGCUCCAGACGGACUCGGCAGUAAAGCGAACUCGAGUUGUCGGGGAACUCUUACAGAGUGAGAGAAAGUACGUGCAGAUGCUGGAGAUUGUGAGAGAUGUUUAUGUAACACCACUGAAAGCCGCAUUGUCCUCAAACAGAGCAAUUCUGAGUGCUGCAAACAUCCAGAUCAUUUUCUCUGAUAUUCUGCAGAUUUUAAGUCUCAACAGGCAGUUUCUAGGUAACCUGAGAGAUAGACUUCAGGAUUGGGGCCCAGCUCACUGUGUGGGAGAAAUAUUCAUAAAGUUUGGAAGCCAGUUGAACACAUAUACUAAUUUCUUCAACAAUUACCCUGUUGUUCUGAAAACCAUCGAGAAGUGCAGAGAGAUGAUACCAGCAUUCCGAGCUUUCCUGAAGAGGCAUGAUAAGACCGUGGUCACCAAAAUGCUGAGCCUGCCGGAGCUGCUCCUGUACCCAUCCCGAAGAUUCAAAGAGUACGUUCACCUUCUCUACGCUCUGAGGCUCCAUGUUCCUGCAGACCAUGCUGACCGUGGAGACUUGACCACUGCAAUUGACCAAAUAAAAAAAUAUAAAGGUUACAUAGAUCAGAUGAAGCAAAACAUCGAUAUGAAAGAUCAGCUGUCAGACAUACAGAGAACCAUCUGCGGGUGCCCUACUCUAUCAGAAGUAAACAGAUAUCUGAUCAGAGUCCAAGAUGUAGCCCAACUUCACUGCUGUGAGGAGGAAAUAAAUUUCUCUUUAAGGCGCUAUGAACAUACCCGCGAUCUGAGUCUUUUCCUCUUCAGUGAUGCACUACUUUUGUCUGGUCGGCGCACAUCACACGCUCCAUUUGAAAGGACUUCAAAAUCAACCUACCAGUUCAUUGCAUCAGUGGCCCUUCAUAGGUUACUCAUUGAAGAUAUUCCAGAUUCCAAAUGUAUCAAGAAUGCAUUUAUUCUUCAAGGUCCAAAACAUGAGUGGAUUUGUGCCACAGAAGCUGAGGAUGACAAGUUCCUAUGGUUGUCAGUACUCCAAAAUACAAUCAAACGUACCAUGGAAAAGUGAGACUUGAGUUUAACAUCAGGGCCGCCAAUUCUCCAGGCGA
This is a messenger RNA of Molossus molossus (Pallas's mastiff bat), 2758 nucleotides long. RefSeq names its product epithelial cell transforming 2 like (gene ECT2L). The transcript has 20 exons. Lineage: Eukaryota; Metazoa; Chordata; Mammalia; Chiroptera; Molossidae. Gene Ontology annotation, molecular function: guanyl-nucleotide exchange factor activity; protein binding. The record is from RefSeq and is a predicted model, not a curated record. The coding region runs from base 1 to 2718 and encodes 905 amino acids.